This is a messenger RNA of Lachancea mirantina, 957 nucleotides long. NCBI's taxonomy places the organism in Eukaryota, Fungi, Ascomycota, Saccharomycetes, Saccharomycetales, Saccharomycetaceae. The record is from the annotation of a GenBank genome assembly.
AUGGGAUGUUUCAGGCUCGAGAAAUUAGCUCUAGUUGUGCCCAAUUCUGAUAUUCUCUAUACCGCGGCGAAAAUCUCGCCCGACGGUCGCUUUAUCGCUAUUGGAGAAGACGCCAACGUUCUGGUCCAUGAUCUCGAAAAGGCACGUACAACAACGUAUCCAACCGCACACACACGGCCAAUUGCAAACUUGACUUGGUCUCCAGAUUCACAGUGCAUUGCGACUGCGUGCGACGAUUUCACCAUCACAAUCACACAUCUCGUGUAUGGAGAAUUGCAUCGACUGACGGGCCACACCGCGCCCGUCACAGCUCUGGUUUACACGCCCAAGGGCAAUCUGUUGUGCUCCUGUUCCGUGGACGAAAGUAUAAAAGUUUGGGACACGCUAGAGGGCAGACUUCUACGUACGAUGUCUGCGCAUUCGGAAUCCGUCGUUUCGAUUGAUAUCCCAACGUGCGACGCUAGCGUGCUUGCGUCGGGCUCUUACGACGGACUCAUCCGCGUCUUUGACACGGCUUCAGGCCACUGUCUCAAGACAUUGACCUAUGACAAGGACUGGCAAAGCGAAAACGGCGUGGUCCCCAUUUCACAAGUCAAAUUCUCCGUCAAUGGCAAAUACCUACUGGUGGCAUCUCUCGACGGCAUCAUAAAGAUAUGGGAUUAUUUACAAGGGCGCGUCGUUCGCACAUUUCGAUCUGGUGUCUCUAGCACACUGAAAUAUUCUUGUGGCAUGGAUUUUCUGUACCCAGCGGACCCUACAAAGCCCCCAGUGGUUGUCACCGGCACAGAAGAUGGGCACAUUUACUGCUGGGACGCUCAAGACAAAACUUUGUAUCAAGAACUCCUUGCUACCAACGACAAUUCUCCGCUCAUGUGCAUAGACUGUCGCGAACAAUACAUGUGUUCUCUUUCGCUUCGCGGAGACUGUAGACUGUACAAAUGGGUUGACGAUAAUUAA